UCCUUCAUAGGGUUCUCCUCCAGCCAAGGGCCCCAUGCCCCAUCAGCCAGGGGGCUGGUCACCCAGGCUGACAGAUGCGGGGCCUGUGACUAACAAAGGUGGUAAUGCUUCCUGAGCCCAACUUGGAGUGCUCAACUUGCAUUUCCCAACUCCUUUCGUCCUAUAAGGACCCUGGGAAGUACACAUGAGGAAACUGAGGCACAGGGCAGUUAAGCACUGCCCCAGUCCCACAGCUGGUAGGUGUCGGGCAGAUCCUCACAGGCAGCUGUUCCCCUCACUGUCUCUCAAACAUCCAGCUCAUCUCCCAAAUGUCAUUAGUCAUCAGACCCCUCCCGGAGCCCUCCUUGUGUGGCUGGCCCUGCUGAGCCUGAGGGAAACCCGACAGGCAGUACCGGAAAGCCUUCCGACAGGAAGCUGUGUCGUCACCCAGGCCCGGUUCUUGCCAGGUGGAGCAGGGAAUGGCGGGCAAGGGCCUGGGUGCCAGGCGUCCUGGCAGAGGAGAGGACACCUGCUUGGAAAUGGAGGUGAUCUCUGCUUGGGCAUCCCUAUGCCUGGCACUCCGCACCAACUGGGCCUUGACCCUUGCCACCUCACUGGGGCCGGGACAGCUGUGGUGUCACCUACCCAUCUGACCACCCAGGCUUGACAGCUGGACCUACUUGGGUUUGAAAGACAGCCCCGUGGCUGAGGGUGCCCGUGGCAAGUUUCAGCUCACCCUCUGAGCCCAUUUCCAGGUGUGAAGUAUAGCCUACCUUACGGGUUUGUCAAAAUUAAACAGGAGGGUUCGUAUAAAGAACCCGCACACCGUGUAUUCACGAAUCCGGACUCUUCACUCUGUUCAGUGUCUGUUUCUUGAGCACCUCCCAGGCACCAAGGCCUGUGUUGGCUGCUGAGGGUCGGCCUGUGUCCCCACUCGGUGACAGUGCAGAGUAGGCAGGGCGGGGAUUGCAGAGCUACCCUGGGAUGGGGGAUAAGGAGGUCUUGCAGGAGCCGGACAGAGGGAACAGUGAAUGGCAAGGCCUGAAGCCUGAGCCUGUCCUCCAUGAUGGGCCUGGAGAGAAGUCAUUCCCAAAUGAAGCCGGUGGCCAGAGAGGAGGGACAGAAGAUGAGUCUCUCGGUCCUGGAGGGCAUGGGCUUCCGCGUGGGCCAGGCCCUGGGUGAGAGGCUACCCCGGGAGACACUGGCCUUCAGAGAGGAGCUGGAUGUCCUCAAAUUCCUGUGCAAAGACCUGUGGGUGGCCGUGUUUCAAAAGCAGAUGGACAGCCUCCGCACCAAUCAUCAGGGGACCUACGUCCUACAGGACAACAGCUUCCCCUUCCUCAUCCGGAUGUCCUCGGGCCUGCAGUAUGUGGAGGAAGCACCCAAGUUCCUGGCCUUCACCUGUGGCCUCCUGCGUGGCACCCUCAGCACCCUGGGCAUCAAGAGCCUGGUCACCGCCUCCGUGGCAGCCCUGCCAGCCUAUUCCAGCCUCAAGCUAAAGCCAGCCCUUCUCUUCCAGUGUCAACAAAUCUGGGCUGCACGCUGCCCAGCGGGACCUCUCCCUGGGGAGCAAGGCCAGGUGCCCGACGUGCAGGCAGCAUCUGCGCAUCACACACCUGGGCUCUUCUGCCUGCUGUCUGAUGUGGGCUCUGUGCUCAGCGGACUCCUGACAACCACGAAAAGUAGGCACCGAUACUGGCCCACUCAGCAAUGA
This is a messenger RNA of Hipposideros armiger (great roundleaf bat), 1693 nucleotides long. It is a transcript of the gene TRAPPC6A, whose product is annotated as trafficking protein particle complex subunit 6A. The transcript is spliced from 9 exons. Gene Ontology annotation, cellular component: TRAPP complex; trans-Golgi network; cis-Golgi network. Bases 1043 to 1693 code for a protein of 216 amino acids. NCBI's taxonomy places the organism in Eukaryota, Metazoa, Chordata, Mammalia, Chiroptera, Hipposideridae. The record is from RefSeq and is a predicted model, not a curated record. Gene Ontology annotation, biological process: endoplasmic reticulum to Golgi vesicle-mediated transport; regulation of GTPase activity.